AAAAAACAUCCGUGUAGUUCUAGUAUCGUGUCCGUGUCAAGAACAACAUUGCUAAUCCACGGUUAAAUUUUUACAGGACUCCUGUUAAGUAUAUACGAAAUCUCAAUCUUUCGAGCAAUCCCUACUUCCUCGCAGGCCACUCUGUCGUCGCUUUUUUGAAAAGCGUGACAGUUGUGUGUUUCUUCACCCACACGUUUUUUUUUAUCGUUUUUUGCGUGAGGGUUGAAAAAACUAAUUUUGUUUGGCCCGAGUACAUCGAAAAAAACUCGCACACCAUGGCUCGGAUGGCCCCGGUUGAGGAGCAGAACGAGGCUCUGAAAAAGGAGCUGACCGAGCUUUCGGAAAAGCUCUCGGCCCAGCAGUCCACCGGGCAGCACCAGUACGAUGAGAUUUCGCAGCUGAAGGCGAAAAUCGUCACGCUGCAGAAGUCCGUCGACGCGGAGCUCGCGAAGCGGGAGCAGAUCGAGGCGCAGAACAUCAUUCUCGGAUUGCAGCUGAAAGACGACCGAGAUGGGAAUAAGAACAAGAAGGGGAAGCCCGCGAAACUGCAGCGGAACGAGGACGACGGGCAGCCGGAGCAGGCGGCCAAAGCCGCGACCAAAAUCAUCCGGACCGUGGAUCAGUGGCUCCGUCAGCGGGACUUGGAGCAGGCACUGCUGCGGGGGUCCGCCAUCUCCGAUAUUGGGUUUUCCACCUUGUCGCAAGUCCUCACCGAUUGCCCGAGUUUGCACACGCUCGACUUGUCGAAAAAUCAGCUGACCAUGGACUCCUGUGCGGACAUCUGCUAUCAAUUGCAAAAAUGUCUGGGUCUGGAAGAUUGCAACUUGUCAUGCUGUUUUUGGACUCUAAAAAGUUUUGUAUUGCAUGACCAGCAAGAGGGGCGCCGUUUGUGCUGCACUGACAGGGCAUUUCUCAUGCGGAACGUGCAUCAGGAAGCCCUUUGAAUGUUUGCGAUGCUAGGUCAUGCAUUACAGGCAUCAUGGGUCAUGAGAAAUAUGCAUGACAAAUCUUGCAUUUAGCUGCGCAGUCUGUUAAGCAUGACAAAUCUUGCAUUUUUCCAGACCCAGACAUUUUUGCAUUUGAUAUCUGCCAGAUCAUCACCACGUGCCCGAGUCUCAGUUACAUCUCCCUGGAAGCGAACCUGUUCUCGCUAAGGUCCAUCGGUUACUUCAUGACCGCCAUCAUCGAACGACAGAACAACAAAAAGUAUAAUAAAGUCAUGUAUUUUGAACUUGAAGAGCAUGACGUACGAUAGAACUCUGUAUACUUCUGUGUGAAACCUCACCCCGCAGAUUGAGUCAUGAGUAUAACAUAUGGCUUGCAGAUCGAUGUUGACAACCUUGUAUAUUCAUGAAAAAAUAGCAACUGCACCCUGAAAAAAUCCCUCAUGAAAAAACAACUCCUACACACAGCUUGACCCCGCUCGCGAUCUUGCAUUUGCAGGAUAACGAUGGUAUUCUGCAAGCGAUUGAUGGCGACGUGCAACCCACCUCCGCCGACCUGAAGAACUGGCCGAAACUGGCCACCCUGCCCGGCCCGGCGCCGGUGAUUCUGCUGGCCUUGUCCAAGGCGCUGUGGAAGUUUCUGCACGACACGGGGCACCCACAAGUGAAAUCCACGAAGCCGGACCAGGUGAAGUGGGGCGCGAUGGACGUGAACACGGUGAAGAAGAUGCAGAACGCACUGUCCAAGAUCCUGCUCAUUUCCGAAGACGACAUCAACGACAAGAAAAAGCCGGCCACGCUGACCGCGGACCAGGCCAUCAACCUGCCCAGUGAGGAUCAGUUGAAGUCGCAGGAGCUGUUGGAGCAAGGCGGGAAGAAGCGGGAAGAGAAAACCGCCGCGGGCGACGCCAAAGCGCUUGCCGCCUCCGAGGAGCACGCGGAAGCCGGCGCGGGGGACCAGGCGGGCAACAAAUCCGCCACGUCGAUGCAUCAAACGGGCAAAGCCGGCACGACCCUCGACGCCGGCAGCAAAGGAGCGGCUGGGUCCAUGGCCCAUGGUGGACAACAUCACGGAGCUGCGGCGGGUCACUAUCGCGGGGGCGUGAUGCAGCAGCCGCGGGAGAAGAUCACAACCUUCAACAUUCGGCAGAUUUUGACGAAAAACGGCACCAUUCUGCUGAACAAACUGGAGCAGUUAUCGAAAGGAAAAAUCCCCCCUCCCCAUAUCGAAAACGAAAUUUGUGAUGCUGUAUUUGAGGUCACAAAUCAGCUUUGUCAUGCUACACGGGAAAAGAUGCGGACUGUAGUGCUGGGUGGCGUGGGGGAGCCUUGCAUCUUCAGCAUGAUAGGAGGCAGCUGAGAGUGGGAAACAGCAUGACAAAUUGCCUGCAAACGAGACCACGACUGCGGCUCUUGGCCUUCUAGCAUGACAAGUCGAUUUGGUACCUCAAAUCCUGCAUCACAGAUUUCCAUUUCGAUAUGGGGAGGGGGGAUUUUUCCUUUUGAUAACAGUUACUCGACACCACCUCCAUCGACGCCCGCGACAUUGAGAGCGAGAAAACCCUGCUGGAGCACGCUUGUUUGACGGGCAACCUCGCGCUGGCGAAGCUCUGCUACCGCCGGGGGGCGAACCUGAACCUGAAAAACGCGAAGACCGGCGACAUCCCCUUCACCAUCGCGACCAAGCACAAACGCUACGACAUCAUGGAACUGCUGCACAUGUACGGGGUGCCCGUCACCGCGUCCGAUAGCAACGGGUGCGCGGCCAUGCACAUCGCCACCGCGAACAACGAUGUGGACGGUGUGUGUCGCCUGGUCGAGUGGGGUGCGGACGUGAACUCCCUGGACCGCCUGAAGCGCACGCCGCUGCACUUCGCCGCGAUCGGCGGCCACAGUGAGGUGUGCAUGCUGCUGCUCGAGCUCGGCGCGGUAUCCCAAAGAAAAAAGCUGGCAGGUCAUAUUUGUAAUGCGAAAAUAAAUACAGAUACACAAGAAAAUCUGUAUUGCAUAUCCGAAGCUGCAUGCUAUGGGGCCGCCCAUGGCAAGUCUUUCUGUGUAUUUAUUUUUGCAUUACAAAUUAUAUGCCCUGCCAGCUUUUUUCUGUGGGAUACGCGGACCUGAACGCGUACGACGCGAAGCAGUACACGGCGGUCGCGCACGCGGAAAACAACGACCACUUCCUAUCAAAAGGAAAAAUCCCCCCUCCCCAUAUCGAAAACGAAAUUUGUGAUGCUGUAUUUGAGUACACAAAUCGACUUGUAAUGCUAGAAGGCCAAGAGACCCAGCUGUGGCCUCGUUUGCAGGCAAUUUGUCAUGCUGUUUCCCACUUCCAGCUGCCCCCUGUCAUGCUGAAGAUGCAAGGCUUUCCCACGCCAACCAGCACUACAGUCCGCAUCUUUUCCCUUCUAGCAUGACGAAGCUGAUUUGUGACCACAAAUCUGCAUCACAAAUUUCUAGGUUGAGUAUGGGGUGGGGGGAUUUUUCAUUUUGAUACUUCCCGUUAAUGGACCGGUUGGUCGCGCUCGGCGGAAAGGGCCACGGUCUGCAGAAGGGCUCCGGGAGCGGGUCCGCCGCGAAACUGGGGGCGGCCAACGUCUCGGUCGGGGAGCUGAAGGCCUCCGCGUUGGGCCGGUUGGGCAAGUGGAACCUACAGUACAAGGAAAACUAAGUUGACGGUCGCUCUGCAAUCGACUGGUUUUGGUUCAUACGAACGUGCAGCAGUAACCAAGGAGCGUGAACACAUGGUGGGUUAUUGUCAACUUACCUAAAGUAAAUGAAAAUGUGGAACAGUUAGGAGCUAUCUGCUUAUGUUUCAAUAAUAUCGUCAUUAAGCUCAUCACUCAUGCUGUAGCCGUAGCGAAGUUUGCAAUUUGAGCAUUCUUUCGUGCGACGUGUAGUGUGAUGAGAACAACAAGUACAAGAAUUGCGCGACGGAUUUGUGUUGAAAAGUCUAUAAGGUUUUAAUAGAAACCACUUUGUUUGAAUUUGAACAUGAAAAUUUUACACUGUAUUGUCAUUGUUAUUUGAGACUUGUUUGUAAUUGUAUUUACGCAAAAUUUAUCAUUGUUACGAUUGGAUUUGGAUCUGAUACGCACGCUAGCGCUUUGAGGGCGGGCUUGUGGUGAUUUACUGCAAAAUUUGAACAAGAAUUAUCAUCCACUGUACAAGUUUGAUCACGCGUUUAUUCGUUUAUUGUUUCCGAAACCUCAUCUUCAAGAAAAAAAAAUAUGUGUACACUAUCUCCACGUCUUGCUCCACCUUCACAGCAUGAUUUACAGUGCCUGUAAUCUAUUAGCAUAUCACUCCUUGAAUCUGUGCGAAGAGAAGAGAAAGAG
This is a messenger RNA of Amoebophrya sp. A120, 4279 nucleotides long. The record is from the annotation of a GenBank genome assembly. Lineage: Eukaryota; Dinophyceae; Syndiniales; Amoebophryaceae.